Messenger RNA from Cordyceps fumosorosea ARSEF 2679, 1782 nucleotides. RefSeq lists its product as hypothetical. NCBI's taxonomy places the organism in Eukaryota, Fungi, Ascomycota, Sordariomycetes, Hypocreales, Cordycipitaceae. The transcript has a single exon. The record is from RefSeq and is a predicted model, not a curated record. The coding region runs from base 1 to 1782 and encodes 593 amino acids.
AUGGCCCGCCAAAGGCGGCAUACUCGCGCUGCCAGCGAGGGAAGCCUCAGCAAAUCUGAAGACGAGGCUCAUGACCAUGGCUUCUUUGACGACGAGGCCUUAGAAUCCGCACAAUCUACAGACGAAGGGUCUGACUCUGACGAAGAGGAGAUUGACCCCUUUCCAUUCAACCGCUUGCCCCCAGAGCUUCGUGUACGCGUUUGGACCUUGUUUUGUCCUGACUUACUCGGCGCACCGCGUGUUCUUGACUUCAAUUUGGAUGAUAGCCUCUCGCCCACCAGAUCAUCACCUUGCAGGGUCGUCACCCCGGGGCUGGGCCUUGAGGAUCAGACGUGCGCCUUGCGCUGCGUAAUGGCCACAAACCAGGAGUCGCGCGCCAUCGCCAAGAGCAAGUUCCCCGACGACCUGCUCAUCGAGGAUAACGGCCAAGAUUUUACGCUGUGUGCAAACCUCAAGACCGACAUCGCCAUGCUCGACUGUGUUCCAAAUUUUCCUUUUGAACUUGGGAUACUUACUCCGGGCACGACUACCCAGGUCCGCCUGGAUGGUUUCUCCCAAUUCAUUGCCAACCUCGCCCUGCCGCUCCACGACGCAAACUUUUUCGCCGGGGCGGAAACAGAUGUUACUUCUUGGUUGCGCAAAUUCAGAUCUCUCCAGCGCGUUUUCUUCUAUACGGAGGAGGAACGCUGCAGUGGUAAUAGUCUGCGCUGGUGCGCCUCACGUCACGCGCGCCAGUAUUACAUUGAGACUUUUCAGAAGGAGCCGGGCUAUGGCGAGGACUUCACGAAGCUCGUCUGUUGGCCCGAUGCCCAACGAAAUCCCUCCUUCACCAAGGCUCACGUUCCUAAGUGGGCUACGACUAACUUGACAUCGAUACAAAAGGCGGCCUUUCAAGACGCUGGAGUAAACAUUUAUCCUAUGGUCGUCUUUGACACGGAAGCCGGCCUCGAACUCUUUGAUAAGCAUGUCGCCACAGACUAUCUGCCUUUAAAAGUAUAUGACGCCAACCAUGAUGGCUCGGAUGGCGAAAGCGAGACAGAAGAAUCCGAUAUCGAUGAGGACUUCGAGCCCAAUGGCGUAAUUGAGGAGGCUGAUGCUUACGAGAGCGACGGCAUCGACGACGAUGAACCGGAGAUUUUCCACGAGUCCGGAGAUGAACACCUCGAUGAUGGGAGAAGCGACGAUAGCGACGACAGCGACGGAGCUCGUGUGCCACCAAACCAAUUCUCAAGUCCCGAGCCGUCGGAAGACGAAGCAGGCUCAUCAGUACGCGGGCGCAAGCGCCGUAUCCUGGUUGACUCGGAUGAUGAUGAUGGUGACGAGCCCAUCACUCGACCCGCGAAGCGAAAGCGCGUCCACGUACUUGAUUCCGACGACGAGCCGGGCCCCGCCGAGGCCGCAGAGUCGCAGGCUUCUUCGUCGGAUGAGGACGAGGAUAGCGGCCCUGCGAAGCGUCGCAAGGUGGAAGUGGUGGAUAUCCCAGACAGCGAUGACGGUGACGACAGCGACGACAGCAGUGAAGAAGACGAUGACCAGCCGCAGCGCACCAGUCUUGCCGGUCGCCUCCAGAUCCGCGGUCGCAGUCGACGUUCUCCGUCGGAUGAAGAGGACAGCGAAGGAGAGGAAGAAGAGGACGACGAAGGAGACGAGGACGACGAGGAAGACGAGGAGGAUGGUGAUGGAAAUGGCUUGAUCGACGGCAUGGCGGUCGAAUCUGGCGAAGAUGAGGAUGAAGAUGAUGAAGAAGAAGACGAAGACGAAGAGGACGAAGAGGACGAAUAG